GGGGAACCAUCUGUGAAGGACCUUGCACACCAAUCUGAGGAAUGUGACCUUCAGCCUAGAGCAGAGGCGGCAAACUUAAAAUCCCACAGAGAUCAGCUUUGCACGCUCCCCAGCACAGGAGUCUGCACAGCCGGAGUGGGGCUGGAAAGAAAAACCGUCCUGGGGCUGGACCCAGCGCCCGCUCUAGGGCAUGAAUCUCCCCAGACCCGCCGGCCGCUCCCCAGAAAUGACCACUUGCCUGUCAAAGCCCGGCCGUGCUCCGUGCUUCACUUGCAGGGGAGACAGGUAGCGCGGGACAGCCUGCCCAGAAGGGGCCUCCGGGAGUCUCUCAUCUCCUGGCUGAAGUCCAAGGUUGCCUAGGGGUGGCUGCGUCCACCCACAUGUGCAGUCGGGACCCGCGGCAGCCGGGGGUGAAGGAGUCAGAAAACCAGCGGCCGGGUGAGUGGGUGGCACUCAGGGGGGCAUCUGUGUCUUUGCUGGGGGGAGGUUCCCGGGGCCACCCGGCCCGUCCUCUGUCCGCCAUGGACAACGGGUCGUGCUGCCUCAUCGAGGGGAGCCCCAUCUCUCAGGUGAUGCCGCCACUGCUGAUCCUGGCCUUCGUGCUCGGCGCGCUGGGCAACGGUGUCGCCCUGUGUGGUUUCUGCUUUCACAUGAAGACCUGGAAGCCGAGCACCAUUUACCUUUUCAACUUGGCCGUGGCCGACUUCCUUCUCAUGGUCUGCCUGCCCUUCCGGACGGACUACUACUGGAGACACAGGCAGUGGGCCUUCGAGGACAUCCCGUGUCGGGUGGCCCUCUUCAUGCUGGCCAUGAACAGGGCGGGGAGCAUCCUCUUCCUCACGGUGGUGGCCGUGGACAGGUACUUCAAAGUGGUCCACCCUCACCACGCGGUGAACGCCAUCUCCAACCGGACCGCAGCUGGCAUCGUCUGUGCCCUUUGGGCCAUGGUCAUCCUGGGGACUGUCCAUCUUUUGAUGGAGAACCAUCUGUGUGUGGACGAGAAGACCAUAUCCUGCGAGAGCUUCAUCAUGGAGUCGGCCAACGGCUGGCACGACAUCAUGUUCCAGCUGGAGUUUUUCCUGCCCCUCGCCAUCAUCCUCUUUUGCUCCUUCAAGAUCGUUUGGAGCCUGAGGCAGAGGCGGCAGCUGGCCAGGCAGACCCGGAUGAAGAAGGCCACCCGGUUCAUCAUGGUGGUGGCUGUUGUGUUUGUCACGUGUUACCUGCCCAGCGUGUCGGCCAGACUCUACUUCCUCUGGACGGUGCCCUCGAGCGCUUGUGACCCCUCGGUCCACGUAGCCCUCCACGUCACCCUCAGCUUCACCUACAUGAACAGCAUGCUGGACCCCCUGGUGUAUUAUUUUUCGAGUCCCUCGUUCCCCAAGUUCUACACCAAGCUCAAAAUCCGCAGCUUGAGACCCAAGAGGCCAGGACGCUCCGAGACCCAGAGCCCGGAGGAGAUGCCAAUUUCAAGCCUCUGUCGCAAGAAUUGUGUCAGCGUGGCCAACAGCGUCCAGAGCCAGUCCAACGGGCAGUAAGAUCUCCAAAUGUGCAGGCUGGCCCUGAAACAGGCAGACAGACAAAACGAGGGAGGACAGACCGAUGACCUAGAAAGAGUUUGUGCUAAGGGGCUGAGGAGGCUUUUGAAAAUACCGCCCGCCCUUAGCUGUAGCCUCUUGCUCUGUCUAGAAACGGAAUGCAGGUUACUAUGCCUUUUUGGAAGGUUCCAACUGAGGAGUGAGUCAGUUGCCUUUCUAUGACCCGACUGCAAUGACGCGACAAGAUGGGCUUGAAAUGGGGCAUGUGUGUAUCGGGUGGGGUGAUGGGAAGAGCUGGGCUCCUGUGUGGUUUGAAACGGCCGAGUAAACAGCAUCAGCGUGGAAACCAGUCAUGUUCUCUCUCUAGGGGAGUCGGGGAACUUAAUGACUUAGCGGUAUUUCCUAUCCUCUGACCUUAUGUCGUUACUCGUUUUAGAAAGCAGACACCAGAGUAAGUCAAUAUUUCAGGCUGAGUGAGGCUCAUUAGAGGGGACUGUCAUCCUCACAGGGGCCCUGGGUAGGAUUCUGAUUUCUGGGUAGCCCGGGAAGAUCUGCUCUGGCCUUCUCAGAGCUCCACAUUUUUCUGCAAGUCUUUGCAUUUCAAAGAAGGUCCUGGGGGCUGUGUUUAUCUGCCCUCAUUCUUCCGGUGGGGGGUGAGUGGGUGGGUAGCUGAGUGCUUGGAAAAAGUCCCGUUGGCCUUUGGGAAGUGCUGAGUUCAGUGUGAUUGUUUUGGCCACUUGUGACACGACUGUGAGUUGAGAUUACUUAUUCAUUCAUUCUCCAAGUGUCUGCUGAACGCACAUUCUGUGCUGAGCACCUGCUAGUAUCCCUUUUACCUGGGGGGUCCUUAGUCAAUUUCUGUGUGACCGCUAAGUAUUCGGGGGGA
Mustela erminea (ermine) is the source of this 2421-nucleotide messenger RNA. It is a transcript of the gene HCAR1, whose product is annotated as hydroxycarboxylic acid receptor 1. The transcript has 2 exons. The record is from RefSeq and is a predicted model, not a curated record. Gene Ontology annotation, molecular function: G protein-coupled receptor activity. The coding region runs from base 381 to 1535 and encodes 384 amino acids. Gene Ontology annotation, biological process: G protein-coupled receptor signaling pathway. Gene Ontology annotation, cellular component: membrane. NCBI's taxonomy places the organism in Eukaryota, Metazoa, Chordata, Mammalia, Carnivora, Mustelidae.